ACUCGCCCGUGUUCCCACCACUUUGACUAGACACCUCAUGUCGGCCCAGCAGACCAACGCGACCCCUGGGCCGUCUUACCAGUCUCAGGCUCACCCUGUUGCAAACUCAGGCGCUGAACGAGUCAACGCCGACCAUCUUUACCAACAGCAGCUACAGUACCAAAUACACAGCUACCAACAGCAGCAGAUGGCAACAUUACGAGCAACUCAGGCUCAAUAUCUGCCGCGGCUGCAUUCAUACGCACAAGCCCAUCAAUCUGUCCAGGCUCAGCAGGGUUCCGGAAUCCCUCAGUCGUUAUCUGCACCUCACGUCCCGCCGCAGCGCUCUGCGACGCACCCGUCCAUCACCAUUCCUUCAAACGUUAUCGAUCUGACCCAGCCUGGUGCAUCGACACCCCCGAGCACCGACGCGUCGCGGCACACUCCGACUGCACCAUUGUCCGUUACAUCAUCGCGUCCGAACUCUGCUAUCCACCCGCGUUCGGUAUCGUCAACGUACCCACAAUCUCCUUCCACACCAUUCCAGCCCACACAGCAAUCCUACACUGCGCCACCCGCGCCAAGACAGGGUUGGCAACAACAUGGUCAACCGUCACCGAAUUACUACGUUCAGCAAGCACCACCAGCUGCCGUGGGCACGUCUAGCGCACGACAUCCGUCGCAAGCGUCGCAGCCUGCCUACCAGAACCAAUCUUCGCCUAUACAUCCUCAACCGCAACAGCAGCCUUUGCGGCCUCAGCCACCGACACAGUCUCAUCCACAGCCACACUCUCAUUUCCCGGUUCCCCCUCAACAACCCCAAACCCAGGCUCACGUUCAGCCACACCCUCAGCAACAAACACAAGAGACAUCUCAGCAGCCAGAUCCGCGUGCUCGUCCGGCCUCGACACACGCCCUAACGCACGCGCAAAGUGUACUACAGCAGAGUGCGGGUUACUUGGAGUACGCAUACCGCAGUGGAGUAGUAUCCGUCGCGCGCGAGUUUGACAUGCUGAAUGAAAAAAUGACUACCCUGACGGCUGAACACACGCGGCUUGCGGCAGAAAACACUCGGCUCACGGACCUCAAUAGGGGAGCAGAGGAGGAGCGCGUCUUCCUCCGCCAGGAACGCGCGCGUCUGCUUGAAGAGCUCGCGAAGGUGCAACAGCCUGAGCAGCAGGACAUCGGUGAAGCCAAGGAGAUCGCAAAGCGCCUACUCACUAUGUGCAGAAUGUACGAGGCCGCGCUGCAGCAAGCUAGGGUGGAAACCGAGAAGCUAAGAGAAGUGAAUGCGCUGAUGGCGAGGCAAUUGUAUAGCUCAAAUGCCCCAGGGGCCGAGGUGGCGGAUGCAGAUGCGGCGAUUGUCAGAGUUGGAGGAUUGAGUGUACCUAAAGGCCUGGUGGACGCCGUGAAGCAGACAAUUGUGCAGCAGUACGAAGCGAAACUCGCGCAAGGUGCGUGCACUGUAUCAUCUGGCGCUCUCCUGUCCUGAUAAGCCCCGAAUAGCAUUGGCGGACCAAGCCUCAGAGCGCCAGAAGCUCGUGCAGCGAUCGACCCUGCUUGAAUCACUGCUCCACGUCGUGCGUACAGCGCAAGUCGCAUAUCGUCACACUGACCCACCGUGCAGCAGGAGAAGGAUUCGCCCGCCGUGCAACCGGCACCUAUACCGUCGACCUCGGCCCAGGCUGCCAUCGCCGUACCUUCGCGACCAUCGUCAGAUACUCCUGUAACCCGGCCAGCAUCGACGCCUUUUGCGCUCCCUGUGUCGCUCAGCCGCCAGCGCACGCCGCCGCGCUCUGCAUCCGAGCAACCCUCGUCACAGCGCGCCGCGGAGACGAACGCAAGCGUGCUCUCGAUUCCGACUCCACCGCGCACAGCGACCCCGCUCGAGGCGCCCGAAGAGUCCGCUGUUACGCGUGAGCCCACAGUCAAGCCCGAGCCUGCGGAGGAGCCUCGCUGGCCCUGGACACUAGGUGAAGUCGUUGACCUCACGACGCUGGACAGUCCGCCGCCCCUGCAGUCUCUCGAGUUCGAGCUCGGGGCACUCGAGGUGCAGCUGAAUCGCGAGCUGACGGAGGUGCCGGAGGACGCGGAGGGCGAGAGGAAAAGGUGCAUGUCGAGUGCGCCCGAGGAUGAGGACGGUGUAAGGAAGCGAGCGCGACUCGAAGACGACGCUAGAGGUGGUGGUGGGGAAGACGAGGCUGUGACACCCCAACAGGGCCGUGCAUCUCAGGCUGCGGCAGCCGUGCAAGACACGACUCGGCAAGUCGCAGCGGACCCUGGACCGACCAUGGAAGAUCUACCGCCGGCCAUCACAACACUUGAACUCUCUACAGACAAUCACCUUUCUCACGGCCCUUCCAAAACACCGAAUCCGCCCCAAACGUCGGGUGCCGCCGCAAGUUCGGAGCCGCCACCCGAUUCUGCGGGCGCAGCUCAUAUAUCAACUGCCCUCGAUCUUGUACAUCCGUCUGAGACACCCGAGGGGCUUUCCAGCACGCUACCGUCCGAUCCGCAGGCAUGGCAAACUGAUGCUGAGCCUGUCCAAACCAAUGCCGAUGUCGCCAGUUCAAAUCCUCCAGCGCAGCCUGAAGAUGCCGCUGCCCCGCCUGUCAAGGCUGAACCCGUAGACAUUGUUCUACCCCGAAAACGACUUGGCAUCCGCCAUCUCGACCUGGUAUACCACACGUCCAAGACAGAGAUGACGUGUCGCAUGUGCUUGUACGUGUCCUUCUUUCCCUA
Molecule: messenger RNA, 2721 nt
Organism: Phanerochaete carnosa HHB-10118-sp
Lineage: Eukaryota; Fungi; Basidiomycota; Agaricomycetes; Polyporales; Phanerochaetaceae
Exons: 1
Coding region: 38-1471 (477 amino acids)
Source: RefSeq, a predicted model, not a curated record